GUUUGUAAAAGUCAAUAUCAUUUCUCACUGAGGUGGUGUAGAUUUUGGAGAUAUCCAACUACAACUGGGGUCAAUGAGAGAGAGAGAAUAAAAGACAGCGGGGUAAUCAAGAGAGAGGGUAUGUUUUGGGCUUGGACUCACAAACUGGAAGUAGAUGAGGCAUUUGGAUGUGGAGGCUCUGCAUUUAAUUGGGUUGCAGAAAAGUUAGAGAGAGAAGAGAGAGCUUGGAGCUCUUACAGAACAGGGGGUUGAAGUCGGUUUCUUGUUUUUCUGAACUAUUUUUCUGCUACAUUUCGCUGAAUCAAUUUUCUGCUGUGUUUUCUUUGCCAAUCUUUUUGGGAUCUUGGUUUUGGGUUCAAGGGUUUGAGGUUUUGAUUUCGUCUAUGUAUUGGGUUUUUUCCCAAUUCGAUGCUAAUGUUUUGACUUUUGAAUUUCAAUGGGUUUCGGGUUUUGUAAUUCCAUGAAUCUUUUGAAUCUUGGGUCUAGAAUUUCUGUGUGUUUUGAGUCUCUCUCUGUUUCUUUUUACUUUUCUCCUAAUCCUAUAUUUUUUUGAGUCACUUUCCCAAAAUGUUGAAGUGGUCCUCUAGUUCACUGAUUGAACCCUAAAAUCUGUGGGUAGAUUUUUUCUUCUUUUUUUUUGCCCUUUUUUUUUUCUUCUUACGUUUCUGGGUUCCAAAUGUGUUGUCUUAAUCUGGCUUGAAUCCUCAGUUACUGGAUUUUCAAGGUAGUCAAAUAUAGGGUUUCUAUUUGAUCCGGUUAAAGAUCAGUGAGAAUUGAGAUGUUGUGACCCAAUUCUUAUUUCUGUGUCUUUGAAUGUUUUAGUAAAGCAAAGUAUCUGUGGCUUUCCCUCCUUAAGAUAGGGGUUUUGAUUUUUGAAAGCAAAGCUUUGUUUUUGGGUAAGCUUUUGGAUUGAUUCCUCUUGCUUUUUGAAAUUAGGGUUUGAACUAGACCUGCUUUUUGGGAGGGGUUUGGUAUUAGAUGGGCUAGACAAACAAACCCUUCUGUUCUGGUGGAGCUUGAGAUAACUUGUUUAUCUUUCUGGGUUUUUUUUUUCUCUCUCAAAUUGAUUAUACAGAUAAGCUUCAAUGCAUCUUUCACUAUGGAAGCCAAUUUCUCACUGUGCUGCUCUGAUCAUGGACAAGAAGAGCAGAAGAAGAGAUGGGUCUAACCAUUCAACAGAAGAAAUCAGGAGAAACCCAUCAUUUCUGAGGAAAUUGCUAGAGCACAAGCUCAGGGAAGCUCUUGAGGAAGCCUCUGAAGAUGGGUCACUUGUGAAAUCCCAAGACAUGGACUCUGAGUCUGCUGCGAAUCAAGAGGAUGGCUUGGGGCGAUCGCGAUCGCUCGCGAGGCUCAACGCUCAAAAGGAAUUCCUCAGAGCCACUGCUCUUGCCGCAGAGCGAACAUUCGAGGAUGAAGAUUCAAUUCCUGACCUCCAUGAAUCGUUUUCCAAGUUCCUCACAAUGUACCCAAAGUACCAAUCAUCAGAGAGGAUUGAUCAGCUAAGGGUGGAUGAUUAUGCAAAUCUAUCAGGGUCAGCACCUAAGGUAUAUCUUGAUUACUGUGGAUUUGGGUUGUUUUCAUUUCUUCAAACAGUUCACUAUUGGGAAUCUUCAACAUUUAGUUUGUCUGAGAUUACUGCAAAUUUGAGCAAUCAUGCUUUGUAUGGAGGUGCUGAGAAAGGCACUGUGGAACAUGAUAUAAAGACUAGGAUAAUGGAUUAUCUGAACAUCCCUGAGAAUGAAUAUGGACUUGUUUUUACUGUGAGCCGUGGAUCAGCAUUUAAAUUGCUAGCUGAAUCAUACCCUUUUCAUACUAACAAGAAAUUGUUAACCAUGUUUGAUCACGAGAGCCAGUCAGUGAAUUGGAUGGCUCAGGGUGCUAGGGAUAAAGGUGCAAAAGUUUACAGUGCAUGGUUUAAAUGGCCAACCCUCAAAUUAUGCUCAACUGAUCUGCGAAAGCAGAUUUCAAACAAGAAAAAGAGGAAAAAGGAUUCAGCUACUGGUCUUUUUGUGUUUCCUGUUCAGUCUAGAGUCACCGGUGCGAAGUAUUCAUACCAGUGGAUGGCACUGGCACAGCAGAACAAUUGGCAUGUCUUGCUCGAUGCUGGGUCGUUAGGUCCCAAAGACAUGGAUUCUCUUGGGUUGUCUCUGUUUAGGCCGGAUUUCAUUAUCACAUCGUUUUACAGGGUAUUUGGGUAUGACCCAACUGGAUUUGGAUGUCUUCUCAUUAAAAAAUCAGUGAUGGCAAGCCUUCAAAAUCAAUCUGGGCAUGCUGGUUCAGGUAUAGUGAAAAUCACCCCUGUUUUCCCUCUGUAUCUGAAUGAUUCUAUUGAUGGGCUACCUGGAUUGUCUGGACUUGAAGAUGAUGAAGCCGGUCGGAAUAGUGAGUUAUCCUCUGAAACUCGCCCAGGAGCGCAAUUGCCUGCCUUUUCCGGUGCAUUCACUUCUGCUCAAGUGAGGGAUGUGUUUGAAACAGAGAUGGAUCAGGAUAACAGCCCUGACAGAGAUGGGACAAGCACUAUAUUUGAAGAAACCGAGAGUAUUUCUGUUGGGGAGGUGAUGAAGAGUCCGGUUUUCAGUGAAGAUGAGUCAUCAGACAACUCGAUAUGGAUUGAUUUGGGUCAGAGUCCUUUGGGAUCAGAACACAAUGGCCAGGUGAACAAACAUAAGGUAGCCUCUCCAUUGCCACCCUUUUGGUUUUCGGGUAAGAAGAACAAGCGUCUUUCUCCAAAACCAUCAUCGAAGAUUUCUAACAGCCAUUUAUACGACAAAGAGGUACACUCAGCUUCGCAUGAGGACCACCAUGUGCUAUCAUUUGAUGCUGCUGUUCUAUCAGUGUCACAGGAUCUUGACCGUCUUAAGCAGGUCCCCGAAGAAGAACAAUUCGCUGAAACAAAACCCUAUUCACAAAAUGGUGCGAAGGGUUUGGGUCAUCAUCACGAUCAUGAAAUUCAGGAGGAACCUCAAACCCACAAAUAUUCUGGGGUAAAUGGAUCUAGUCUCAACAAUGGCUCAACGUCUGAAAUUUACCCGGAGACAAAAGAAAGUGCAAUAAGAAGAGAGACAGAAGGGGAGUUUAGGUUGUUGGGAAGGAGGGAAGGUGGUAGAUUUUCUGGUGGUAGAUUUUUUGGCAUAGAAGAGCUUGAACAGCCUGGUAGCAAGGGAAGGAGGGUAUCGUUUAGUACGGAAGAUCACCGUAAAGAUCUGAGCCAUACAUUGGAGCCCGGAGACUUAUCUGCCACAAGCUUCGAUGAUGAGUAUGGCAGCGACGGAGAAUAUGCUGAUGGGCAAGACUCCGACAGAAGGGAACCCGAGUUAGUUUGCAAGCAUCUUGAUCAUGUAAACAUGUUGGGUCUCAACAAAACCACUCUCCGGCUGCGAUUCUUGAUCAAUUGGCUUGUGACCUCAUUACUUCAAUUAAGAUUGCCGGCUUCUGAUGGGAACGAAUCUUUGCCACUUGUUCACAUUUAUGGCCCAAAGAUUAAAUACGAAAGGGGUGCUGCUGUGGCUUUCAAUGUGAGAGACAGAAACCGGGGUCUAAUUAAUCCAGAACUUGUUCAGAAGCUGGCUGAGACAAAUGGUAUCUCGCUUGGCAUUGGUAUCCUCAGUCACAUACGGAUUUUAGAUAGCCCAAGACAGCAGCGCAGUUCUUUCAAUCUUGAAGAUACUGCCCUGUGCAGGCCAAUGGAAAAUGGCUGGCAUGAUGGAAAAAGGGGGUUCAUUCGCAUUGAGGUUGUCACGGCUUCUCUUGGCUUUUUGACUAAUUUCGAUGAUGUUUACAAGUUGUGGGCAUUUGUAGCAAAGUUUCUUAAUCCUGCCUAUAUCAAAGAGGGUGGACUUCCAACUGUUGCAGAAGGUUCAGAGUCAUAAGGCUAAAACAGGUGACAACGCUCUGCUUUCUAUUUCAAAGCAAAGAUCAAUCUGCCCUAUGAAAUUCUAUUACAUCCUACAGUUGGAAGUGGAAUAUUAAUAUUUUGUUGCAUAGAAAGAAUUAGAAGUUGCCGUUUUCAUUGUGCAGUAGUCUUUUGGUUUUUCUGGAGACUUUGCUGCAAGUGGGUGAAUUUGUUCAUUCAUGUUUUUAUUUGCUGUUUUUUUGUUUUUUUUGCUCCUUCAUGGGUUAUUGUAGACUUGUAGAGUUGGCUUUAGAAAUUUGUAUGCUUCAGAAAGUCAUGAACUCAAAGUAGAGUUAAAUGGGCACAACUUGUUUUUUUUUCUUCUGCUUGUGUAAGAUUUAGCUUAUUUUACUUGUUUUGGGUUACCUCAAAAUUCAGUGAGAUGUGCAAUAAAAUUAAUACCUUCUAUAGGGUCUCAA
Messenger RNA from Camellia sinensis, 4311 nucleotides. RefSeq lists its product as uncharacterized. Lineage: Eukaryota; Viridiplantae; Streptophyta; Magnoliopsida; Ericales; Theaceae. The record is from RefSeq and is a predicted model, not a curated record.